AUGGAAAGUCCACCUUGCAUCUUCCCCUUUGUCUACAAGGGCAGGUCUUAUCAGAGCUGCACUACAGAUGGGUGGAGUGAUGGGAAGUUCUGGUGUGCCACAACCAAUAAUUAUGAUGCUGACAAGAAGUGGAAGUUCUGUCAGGUCUCAGGCCCAGAUCCAGAUAUAGAAAGUCCACCUUGCAUCUUCCCAUUCAUCUACAAGGGCAAGUCCUACAGCACAUGUACUACGGAGGGCAUGAGUGACGGAACACACUGGUGUGCCACCACCAGUACAUAUGAUGUGGAUAAGAAAUGGGUGUAUUGUAAUGUCACAGGCCCAGAUACAAGCAAGGAAGGCCCUACUUGUGUCUUCCCCUUCAUCUACAAUGGCAUGAACUACAGCAGCUGCACAGAGGAUGGGAGGACAGAUGGGAAGCUCUGGUGUGCCACCACCAGAAACUUCGAUGCAGACAAGCGAUGGACUUUUUGCACCAUCACAAAAUUGGACUGUGUCUUCCCCUUUGUCUUCCGUGGCAAAACUUACCACAGUUGCACCACAUCUGGGCACCUAGACAGGAAGCUCUGGUGUCCUCUCACCAGCAACCCUGAGACUGACAGGAAGUGGCUUCUUUGUGCUGACUCAGGUAUUACCCAAAGGGUUGACUGA
Messenger RNA from Eublepharis macularius, 648 nucleotides. RefSeq names its product matrix metalloproteinase-9-like. NCBI's taxonomy places the organism in Eukaryota, Metazoa, Chordata, Lepidosauria, Squamata, Eublepharidae. Bases 1 to 648 code for a protein of 215 amino acids. The transcript has 5 exons. The record is from RefSeq and is a predicted model, not a curated record. Gene Ontology annotation, molecular function: heparin binding. Gene Ontology annotation, cellular component: cell surface.